This is a messenger RNA of Lasiodiplodia theobromae, 1485 nucleotides long. RefSeq names its product Aldehyde dehydrogenase. NCBI's taxonomy places the organism in Eukaryota, Fungi, Ascomycota, Dothideomycetes, Botryosphaeriales, Botryosphaeriaceae. The record is from RefSeq and is a predicted model, not a curated record. The transcript has 5 exons. Bases 1 to 1485 code for a protein of 494 amino acids. Gene Ontology annotation, molecular function: oxidoreductase activity, acting on the aldehyde or oxo group of donors, NAD or NADP as acceptor.
AUGGCUCUGUCUGUGGACAUUACCGCGCCCAACGGCCGCACGUGGGCACAACCUCUCGGCCUGUUCAUCAACAACGAAUUCGUUCCCUCGCAAUCCGGGGCAAAACUUGCAACUAUCGAUCCAGCAACGGAGAAGGAAAUCACCUCAGUGUUCGCAGCGCAAGAAGCAGAUGUGGACAAGGCCGUGAGAGCGGCGCGAGCAGCAUUCGAGGGCCCAUGGCAGGAGCUAUCUGCAACAGAUCGCGGGCGAUUGAUUGUCAAGCUAGCCAGCCUAAUUGAGGAGAACCAAGAGCUGUUCGCCACAAUUGACACACUGGAUAAUGGCAAGCCCUACCGCGUCAUGAUCGAGGAGGACCUCCCGGAAGCCUUCAACACGAUCCGCUACUACGGCGAAUGGGCCGACAAGGUUGGUGGCCAGACUAUCUCAACCACUGGCAGCAAGUUCGCCUACACGCUGCGUGAGCCGCUUGGCGUCGUCGGCCAGAUCAUCCCGUGGAACUACCCGCUCGGCAUGGCCGCGUGGAAGCUCGGUCCCGCCCUGGCCUGCGGCAACACGGUCGUCAUCAAGGCCGCCGAGCAGACGCCGCUCAGCAUCCUCUACCUGGGAAACCUGAUCAAGACCGCUGGUUUCCCUCCGGGUGUCGUCAACAUCAUCAACGGCACGGGCCGUGAGGCUGGCGCGGCGCUGGUCAAUCAUCCGGACGUCGAUAAGGUGGCGUUCACCGGCUCGACGGCGACGGCGCAGCAUAUCAUGAAGGCUGCCGCCAGCACGCUGAAGAACAUUACGCUCGAGACUGGCGGCAAGUCGCCCGCUGUCGUCUUCGCAGACGCAGACUUGGAGCAGGCGGUGAGAUGGGCCCACAUCGGCAUCAUGAACAACCAAGGCCAGGUUUGCUCGGCAACUUCGAGAAUCUUGGUCGAGGACAGCAUCCACGACGAGUUCGUCCGCCGCUUCGUCGAGACCGUCAAGUCCGUCAGCAAAGUCGGCGACCCUUGGGCUGAGGACACCUUCCAGGGCCCGCAAGUCACCCAGGCGCAAAUGGACAGGGUCCUUGGUUACGCUGAUAUUGGCAAGAAAGAAGGCGCUACGCUUCUGCACGGCGGUGAGCGUGUAGCGGGCAAGGGCUACUUCGUCGCGCCGACCGUCUUCACCGACGUCGAUGAGAGCAUGCGUAUCUACCACGAGGAGGUGUUUGGCCCGUUUGUCGUCAUUUCGCGGUUCAAGACGCAGGACCAAGCCGUGAAGCUUGCGAAUAGCACUACCUACGGCCUCGGCGCGGCCGUGUUUACUAAGAAUUUAGAGAGAGCGCAUACGGUUGCGAAGAAGAUCCAGAGUGGAACUGUGUGGGUGAACAGCAGCAAUGACUGCGAUUUCAGGGUGCCGUUCGGAGGUGUGAAGCAAAGUGGUGUUGGUCGUGAGCUUGGAGAGGCAGGUCUCGAAGCAUACACACAAGUGAAGGCCGUGCAUAUCAACUUGGGGGAGUAG